AUGUCCUCCCAGAUUCUGCAAGCAGAGCUGGCAAAUUUGAUCCAGGAGUCGAAGCGCAAACACUCCGACUUGAGAAAUGCCGCGGAGCAAUCGCUGAGUGAAUUGAAGGCAUUGCCUUCGACCUCCGAGGCGCAAAUUACUGCAGAUUUAAUACGACGCCCAAAUUUCAUCUCUCCGUUUCUCCUUGCUUGCCAGACACGGCAGAUCAAGCUUGCAGCUAUAGGCGCUGUUUGCAUUCAGAGGCUUGCUACAUCUCAUGCCUUGUCACCCGAACGAUUGGGUGACACAUUGUCAGCAUUGAGGGAAGCAGCUGGCCUCAGUCAAGAUGUCCAGCUCAAGAUUCUUCAAACGUUGCCAGCUUUAUUGCACAAUUACUCUGAUCAGCUGAGUGGAGAACUGCUCGCUCAUACUCUGGAGAUUUGUGCUACGAUACAAGUCAGCAAGGUUGCUGCCGUAUCAAACACCGCAGCAGCAACUCUGCAGCAACUCGUUAUUUCUGUUUUCGAGAAAGUGGUAGCUGAAGAUGGAAACCCUAGCCGCUCAACUACUACCAAGAGUGUCCCGGUCGAGAAUGCAAGCAUCGACAUUGGAAUUGCCGCCUAUGAUGCCCUCCAAAUUCUUGGUGAUCUUUGCCAUCUCGUUGAGGGCGAGAAACUCGACUUCCUCCAGAUUAAGGGACUUUCUCCUGUCUUUGUUUUAGAGCUUAUUGAGAGUGUCUUGGUGAACAAUAUCAAAUUGUUCCGAAGUCACCCAGAACAGCUGCACGUCUUACGGGAUCGGCUUAUGCCAUUAACCGUGAGAUACCUUUCAGAAAGGCACAACUUCCCUCAAACUCUCCGCAUUACGAGAAUUCUGCUCAUCCUACUACGAAAUUUUAUGAGCCUUCUACCGGAUGAGUGUGAGAUGGCACUCGGUCUUCUUAUUCAUCUUCUAGAGCCAGACGUCUCAGUAUCAUGGAAAAGAGUUCUCUGUAUGGAAGUGUUCCGAGGUCUCCAUGCCGAGCAUGGCUUGGUAAGGUUGGCGUAUGCUCUGUUCGAUGAAACCGAGGGACGAAAAACUAUCGUGAAAGAUCAUAUGGCGUCUUUGUUGCGACUCGCAUCUGAAAAGCCCUCCAUUAUAGGUGUCAGCCACCAAUCGACUGUUCCAUCCGGUGUCUCACAUUCUAGGUCAAAUACCGAAGACCAAAUAACACUGGAAGCCGGCGGUGUAGCUGGAGUUAUAGGAGCUGCUGUGAACGCUGCAGAUGAAAAUGUGACAGGAAUCAGCAAUCAGUGGAGUACGGUGAGAGCGCCGUAUCUUGAACUUCUCGACAAAUCCGAAGCCCCGACGCCACCUGAGACAUACAUAUACAGUCUCGUCAUCAAUUGCAUUAGCUCGUUAUCUGAAGGCCUUGCCAGGUUCAUUCUCCCUCUCACAGUCACAGAGUCAAGGGGCAAGCGAAAGAAGAAGACCACAAUGCAUGAUCGAGAGCAAGGAUCCACAGGAGAACUUCAAAGAUCAAAUUCGACCAGAUCAACUGCGUCUGAUUCGAAGAGGCAAACUGUUCCUCUCAACCCACUUACAUUGGAAGAUCAUCCACAGAUCGCUGCUAUCAAAUCUAGCGCUGGAAUUAUUGAAUCAUGCUGGCCUGCCAUUCUCGCAACUUGUUCCACAUUUCUUUAUGCGGCGUUAGACGCAGAAUUCUAUCACAAUCUGGUUCGAUCGUUUCAAAAAUUGGCACAUGUGGCCGGACUUCUGCGCCAAGCUGCGGCACGAGAUGCAUUUCUGACGACGUUGGGAAAGGCCACAAUUCCAGUCGAUGGUGUGACCGCAUCCAGAAAUGGGUCAAACACGCAGCAGUCCGACGCUCCGGAGACUACAGGAGAAAAUGCUCCCCAAUCGGCUCUGGAGACGCCCGAGGCGUCAAUGGGAGUUUCUAGGACAUCCUUGAGCACGCGGAACCUUCUCUGUUUGAGGGCUCUUCUCAACCUGGGGAUUGCCCUCGGACCUACAUUAGACCUGUCUGCAUGGUCUAUACUUUUUGAAACACUACAAAACGCGGAUUUGGUUAUCAAACUUGCUGCCGUUACAUCUACGAAACAGGCUGCUAACGUCGGAAAUGUCGAUAACACAAGCCAAGCCGGCCAAGACAUCCCAAAGGCAAACAUGGGGAAUGAAAUUCUUGCAGUUCAAACAGUUGCCUCCAGGAUGUUUGAAAGCACUGCUGAAUAUCCUAACGAUUCCUUUGAAGCAGUGCUAAAAGCCCUGCUAAAUCUGGCAUUCAAUUCUCGACAGAGUUCGACUGCAAAUCCCCUCUCCCCUGCGCAAUCCUCUCCUUCUCGACGCAUGGGACGAGUUCAUCAGACAACCCGCAGUAUUUCGCUGGCUGCGGGAAAAUUCAGGAUACAAGACGAUGAAUUAAACUUUGUGCUAGAUAAAACCAGAGACCUCGGAUCGGCAAAUAUCGAUCGCCUUUCGAGUGUGGGACAAGAAGAAGAUGCCAUCUGGGGCAUAUUAAACGCCAAUUUAAACGAAAUCAUAACCAGCAGUGACUAUAAUUCGGCCAUCCGUCUGAAAGCGAGUAAAACGUUGAAUACAAUCAUUCUUCAGACGAUGAAGGACGAUUACUUGGAAGGUGAUUUGCGAAACGCACUACAACUCCGGAAUCUCCAAUCACUCCAAUCUCAAAUUGAAUCGCUAUAUCGCCAACGAGCUCAGCCGUCUGCUGUUGAUAUGGAAUCUCACGAGCAGGCGCUCGAUACACUCAAAGUCAUGCUGGAGCAAUACGGCGAGACCUUUGUAUCCGGCUGGGAUCUUGUAUUCGAGCUGGUCUCUAGUGUCUUUGAUAAGAAAGGUCUAGAUCCUGACGGCAAUAAUACAGCAAAAAACGAGAAAGAUACCUCGUUGAAGCCUCGAAAUUUCACAGCAAGAUCGCCUCGACUUAUACGAUCUGCAUACAAUUCAUUGCAGCUCAUUGCCUCUGAUUUUCUUACUUUGCUUCCGCCUUCAUGCCUUCUCAAUCUAGUCGACUCAUUCUCGUACUUUGCAUCACAAGACUCAGACUUCAACAUUUCCUUGACAACGACAACGUUUUUCUGGAAUGUUUCAGACUUUCUUCAAAGCCAAGUCGGCAAGUUUUCCAUUGAAGACUCCAUGGAUACAACCAUAAGCGAAGAAUCACUUACAAAACUCACAAAUGAUGUUGAUAUUCCUACAUCACGCGGGGCUUUGUGGCUUAUACUACUGCUUCAUAUAGUGGGACUCACGACCGAUAAACGGCCGGAGAUUCGCAACAGUGCAAUUCGUACCCUACUGAGAAUUUUCGAUGCAUAUGGACCCCAAUUGUCUCCCAAGGCAUGGAAUCUCUGCCUGAACCGAGUUUUGUUUGUGAUGAUGAACGACGUUCAGAAUGGCACUCUUGAAGCCACGACUUCCAAGGAAGAUGUUGGACAAGCCAAAGCGUGGGAAGAAACAGCAGUCAUUAUGAUCAGGGGCAGCUCCGACCUGAUCGGAAGUUUCUUUGAUCAGAUAGCCAAAGACGCCAGGUUUGAUGCGUCCUGGAAACGAUUUCUUGGGUUUUUCCAGGCCCUUGUCCAAAUAAAUACACAUGAAGUAGUCGAGGCAGUCUUCAAAAGUCUCUACGAAAUCCUGGAGCAUGCCGAAACCCCUGGUAGUCUCAACAACGAAGCGGUUCAAUUAGCAUGGCUAUUAUGGGUCAAUAACCAUCCAUCCAUCAACGCCGAGUCUCUGAAUAUGGAAGAGUCAAACCAAGAUGCACUCCUCGCAUACCUCCGCUCUUUUCAACAGAUCUACAAACUCUACAAGAGCAGCAUAGGCGAUGAGCAGGUUCAGCAAAUCCUUCAACACUUGAGGGUGGCAGUGUGGAAUUCCGUUAUUUCAAGAUAUUCAGUUGAUGUCGAACAUCAGUCUACUCUCCAGGAAUUGGUUAUUGAAUGCACAAAGGCGCUUUGUCAUGAUAAACCUGAAUCUCAACCGGCAAUCAUAACAUGCCUGGCAGAUUUUGACGACGCUGCUUUGACACAAUGGUCACCAAACCGAGACAGGAGCCGCCCGUCGUUAGUUGCCUUUUCAAAAGCCGCUAUCGAUUUGUCAAGUUGGUAUAUUACUGAGCAUGGCAUUAAAGCGGAUAUAAUUUCAGAUGGGUCAUUAGUAUCAUUACUACAGCAUCUAGCGCAUCCUAUUCUCCGAAAAUAUGACUGGAAUGGCAGAGACCAUGAGCCUUUGAUAUGGCAAAAGGCCACGACAUCAGCUAUAAACAUCAUCCGCGUCGUUGUACCAUAUGUGGAGAAGCGAUAUGAUGCGUUGGAAAGGUCACAUAUCACACAAUUUUGGACAUCCAUCGUUGAGAUUGCACGAGGCAUCAUCACUGCGCAGAUACGCGGCGAAGUUGAUAUAUCGCCAGGAAGGAUCGCCGCCGAUGAGGAAUUCGAUAUCCAAGCCUUUCACACGCUCAAACCACUGAUAAUUCCGUCAUUUGGGUCGAGCCAUAUACCCGAUAGUAUCCAACGAACUUUUUCAUGUGCCCUUGUUCAAUCGUCGUUCAUUUACCCGCCACAGCGAAUGGACAAACCCAUCGAGACACUGCUUGCAAAACCUCUCCAUGACCUGUAUAAGGUGCGUCGCGGCCGAACAUUCACCCCGGUCCCCAUUGCAAGGUCGCACAUUGCCUAUGCCCUCGUGGAUACAAUGUUUGAAUUAGCACGUGCCAUCAAUCCCCCCUCAGCAGCAGCGAAGGAUCCAUCACCACAAAACAGUACUGAGUCGCGGAUCACUCUCGCCCGGUCAAUAAUGCCUUACUUGAUCCUUCGUGUCUCCCUCCCGCUCAAAUCGUACAUCGCCGACCAACCUCUUCGCGGCCGAAUGCCGCAGCCUGCACCAGCCCACCGCGAACUCGUACAUAUUCUCAAGGGCCUUGCAGACCUCGAAAGCGAACCCGUCGCCAUUCCGGAUGCGCCUAAUGGGUUUGUUUCGUCAUCUACAAAGUCCCAUCAGCUACAAUACCGUAAGCAUCUUGGCUGGAUGUAUCCGCUUCUCGUGAAAUGCGUGCAUGUUACUGGCAAGGCAACGGAACGGGGAGAUCGAGCUGUGUUGGAGAAUCUGGUUAGGAUAUUGGAUGCGGUGGGGGACUGUCAGAAUCUUGAAGAUGGAGACGACGAUGAGGGGGACGAGGACUAG
Molecule: messenger RNA, 5175 nt
Organism: Talaromyces rugulosus
Lineage: Eukaryota; Fungi; Ascomycota; Eurotiomycetes; Eurotiales; Trichocomaceae
Exons: 6
Coding region: 1-5175 (1724 amino acids)
Source: RefSeq, a predicted model, not a curated record